AUGGAGGAACACGAACACAAACAAAAAAUAGACCAUAGCCAAAAAGCACAGUGCAUACAAAAGAGAAGCAAGGACAAUAACAAGAGCACAUGUAUUGACUCUAUGCUCCCAAUCUCCACAAAACCCAAUAUUUCACCUUUUAACUGUAAUGUUGAAGUAGAAGGAGGGAUGGAUAGGGGAAGUCAGGAGAAACAUACUAACAUGCCGGAAUGGGUGUCCAAAUGGGGGAAUCUGACUCAUGUUCUGCAUGAGGCUAUUGAUGAAUAUGUUGUAGAUAAUUCUGAGGAUGAAGUAGAUGUGGAUAACCAGUCUUUACAUGAUCCUGAUGAUGAUGAUGAGACUUGUCAUACUUUAAAGCAUCAACUUGCUAUGGACAAUGCUAUUAGCAACUGCAAUGGCAAGAUCUGGCUGUUUUGGAAUCUAGAUGUUGACUACAAUUUUAUAGAGGAGGCUGAGCAGCAUAUCACUUGUGAAAUUGUUCAUAAUGAGCUACAUACCAAGUUCCCUAAUACCUUUGUCUAUGCCAAGUUGGGUAACUAUAAUGUUAUUACUUCCAUUGAUGAGAAGCUGGGAGGGGUGCCUUACAAUAUGAGGAAAAGUCUGGAAUUCAUUGUUGUAAUUGAAGCUUUUGGUCUUAUGGACCUUGGUUUCAGUGGUCAGAAAUUUACAUGGUACAACAAAAGGGGUAUACACAGCAGGGUGUGGAAGAUAUUAGACAGAGCUAUGUUUCUCAACUGCUGGGCUAACCAACCCAAUUUCCUUGACAUUGUUCAAGCUUGCUGGGAUAGGGAACUGGAGGGAAACAACAUGUGGAGAUUUCAUCAGAAGCUCAAAAGAUUAGCCUGUACUCUCAGUGCUUGGUCUGAGGGAGAAUUUGGUGACAUUUUUAUCAAAGUCAAGGAGUAUAAAAACAGGGUUAAAACUGCUGAAGAUCUCUUUAUACAAACCAAUACAGAGGAGAAUAGAACUGCACUACAUGAGCUUAAUGUUGAUUACAUCCGAUUCUUCAAGUUGGAGGAGUACAUCCUAAAGCAAAAAACUCAGUUCCAAUGGUUUAAAGAGGGUGACAGCAACACUAAGUAUUUUCGCUCCCUAAUAAGAGGGAGAAGGAGGAGAUUAUUUAUAAACAGACCUUUAAGAGAGGAUGGGGAAUGGAUACAAGGAGAUGAGAAUAUUGCAAAGGAAGCUUGUGAUCACUUUCAACAAAUAUUUACAGAGGAGAACAAGUUCAUCAAUGAGGGUCACCUUGACUGUAUCCCCAGAAUGCUUAAUCAAGAACACAAUGACAUGCCAACUGUCAAGCCUACUAUGGAGGAAUUCAAAAAAGUGGUGUUCUUUAUGAACCCCAAUUCUGCAGCAGGUCCAGAUGGUAUGAAUGGAUGUUUCUUUCAGAAGUGCAGGAAAAUUAUCAAGCAUGACUUAUUAAAUGUCAUCCUGGACUUCUUCAGUGGGCAAAUGGUUCCCAACUAUCUUUCCCAUUCUUGUAUUGUGUUGCUUCCCAAAGUAAAGAAUCCAAAUAAGCUCUCUGAAUUCACGCCCAUCAGUCUUAGUAGCCUUACCAGCAAAAUCAUUUCUAAACUUCCAAGUUUGAGAUUGGGUCCUAUCUUACCCAACCUGAUUUCUCUUAAUCAAUCAGGUAUUUUCAAGCGUAGACACAUUUCAGAAAAUAUCAUGCUAGCUCAAGAGAUUAUUCAUCAGAUUAAGAAGCCUAAUAUUUGGAGCAAUGUGGUCAUUAAAUUAGACAUGGCAAAGGCCUAUGAUAGGGUUUCUUGGUAUGGUUGCAUUCAAUCUACUAGAGGUCUGAAGCAAGGUGACCCCCUAUCACCUGCCCUAUUUAUUUUAGGGGCUGAGGUCCUUUCUAGAUCAUUGAACAGAGCUCACAGCAAUCCUGGAUAUCAUGGUUUCUUUAUAGAGAUGAAAGGCCCUCAAGUUAACCACCUUAGCUUUGCAGAUGAUAUUAUCGUUUUUACUUCUGGAAGGAAAAAGUCUCUUGAACUAAUUAUGCAGACUCUGAAUAUCUAUGAGGAGACUUCUGGACAAUUGUUGAACAAAGACAAAAGCCAAUUUUUGGUCCAUUCUAAUGCCUUCAACAGCACUAAAGACAUGAUUAAGAGGAUCACCCGAGUUUUGCCCCUAGCCAACUUUUCUAGUGAAAACAAUAGGUUCAACAACAGCACUAUGGCUGACUUCCUGAUUGAGGGCCAAUGGAACAUGGAGAUGGUGAUACAGCAGGCUCCUCACAGCAUGGUAGCUAACAUCCUAGAUACCCACUUUCAGUACCAGCAAGAAAAUCCUGACCAAGCAGUGUCGAAGCUUACUACAGAUGGAAAUUUCAGUUGUUCUUCUGCCUGA
Messenger RNA from Solanum stenotomum, 2352 nucleotides. RefSeq lists its product as uncharacterized. Lineage: Eukaryota; Viridiplantae; Streptophyta; Magnoliopsida; Solanales; Solanaceae. The record is from RefSeq and is a predicted model, not a curated record. Bases 1 to 2352 code for a protein of 783 amino acids. The transcript is spliced from 7 exons.